AUGACCAGAGACUGCGGACACAGUACAGGAGAUGACCAGAGACUGCGGACAUAGUGGUACACAGGAGACUGCGGACAUAGUACAGAGACCAGAGACUGUGGACACGGUACAGGAGAUGACCAGAGACUGGGACAUAGUACAGCUGAAUUUGACAGGUACCUACUCCCGCUUCCGCGGAGUUGUCCUUCCCUCUUCUUUCUGCGCUGGCUUCUGUGACAGCCUGGUGCCCACUGCUCAUGCGCGAGAAGCGUUGCGCUUUUAUGAAUGGCCCAGUGCCUUCUGGGACCUGUCAUGUGUCCCAGAAGACACCGGACAAUUCACA
Staurois parvus is the source of this 322-nucleotide messenger RNA. NCBI's taxonomy places the organism in Eukaryota, Metazoa, Chordata, Amphibia, Anura, Ranidae. The record is from the annotation of a GenBank genome assembly.